AUGUCGCUCUUCAACCUCUUCAACGACUCUUUCUUCUCCGACUUUGACCGCAAGUUCGACGAGGCCGUCGCCCGUCGCACCGCGUCACCCCCGGCGAUAACCAGCUCGCAGGCCGUGACGACUUCCGUCCUCCGGCCCAGGAUCGACGUCCACGAGGACAAGGAGAAGAACCUCGUCACCGCGACGUUUGAGCUCCCGGGGAUCAACAAGCAGGACGUCAGCAUCGACGUCCACGACAGCUUCCUCACUGUCUCGGGCGAGACCAAGACGGAGACGAACCGGGACGAGGGCGGGGUCGUCCUCCGCGAGCGCCGCUACGGCAAGUUCUCGCGCUCGGUGCCCGUUCCGGAGGGCGUCAAGCCCGAGGACAUCAAGGCGGCGAUGGAGAACGGCGUCCUGACCGUCACUAUCCGAGCCAGUCCGCCGAAAGGGCUCCCAAGAGAAUCACCAUCGCCUAAGUCGGCGUCCUCCGCAGUCGUUUCUUCAGUCUCUCUGUAG
Molecule: messenger RNA, 498 nt
Organism: Epithele typhae
Lineage: Eukaryota; Fungi; Basidiomycota; Agaricomycetes; Polyporales; Epitheliaceae
Product: HSP20-like chaperone
Exons: 3
Coding region: 1-498 (165 amino acids)
Biological process (GO): response to heat; response to hydrogen peroxide; protein complex oligomerization
Source: RefSeq, a predicted model, not a curated record